AUGCUCAGCCUGUCUGGUAUUAGCUUUGCUGCUGCGAACACUAAAGCCGACUCAUUCCGCUUCCUCCAUGGUGGGUUCUCUGCCAUCAUGACCGUAUGUUGGUUGGUCAUUGCCGUGGCCCUCUGUCAUUGGUCUAUCACAUUCUAUAAGCUAAGACUCGAUCGGGGGGAGAUCACCUUGGUGCCAUCUAGAGAUCGUUACGCCCAGGAUCUGGUAGAUGACCUUUUCAACUCAUUCACCAGAUCGUAUAGUGAGGGUGAGUGUCGUGAUGGUGGCUAUGAUAAGGCCACUAAGAUGUUCAUAAGACCCUACUGCAAGGAGUUCCAGACCUUCCGUGAGCUGAUUCGCUUAGCUCGAGAGCCCGAGACCGUUCAACACCUCGAGGAGUGGGAGUACUGUAUGUCUGAUACACCAUCCUUAAGUCAAGCCAUCGUAUUUGUGCUUCUGGCUGCGUCAACAGUCGUUAGCCUUAUUGGUGGAGGAAAUAGCUCGACUACUGAUGACGGUGACGAGGAAAGGGAACGCUUGAUUCAGGCUAUUGCAUUUGUUAAGAAUUCUUGUGAUUUCCGGCUGCAAACUCAACAAACCAUUGGAGUAAUCGUUUGCAGAAUUAAUCCUCAAGUUGAGGUCCUCAACCCUGAAGAGAGUGACCAUGUAUGCUCUAAGACUGAUGCUCAGACAUUCGACUAG
Perkinsus marinus ATCC 50983 is the source of this 690-nucleotide messenger RNA. RefSeq lists its product as hypothetical. NCBI's taxonomy places the organism in Eukaryota, Perkinsozoa, Perkinsida, Perkinsidae. Bases 1 to 690 code for a protein of 229 amino acids. The record is from RefSeq and is a predicted model, not a curated record. The transcript is spliced from 6 exons.